This is a messenger RNA of Auxenochlorella protothecoides, 555 nucleotides long. RefSeq names its product DDRGK domain-containing protein 1. The transcript has 4 exons. The record is from RefSeq and is a predicted model, not a curated record. NCBI's taxonomy places the organism in Eukaryota, Viridiplantae, Chlorophyta, Trebouxiophyceae, Chlorellales, Chlorellaceae. Bases 1 to 555 code for a protein of 184 amino acids.
AUGCGACACAGGCAUAUGGCCUAUGAUGCGCAGCGUGCACAGCGGGAAGCAGAGCGUGAGGCUCUGGAAGCGGCGCAGGAGGCCGAGAUUGCCGCGGCCGCAGCGGCUCGUGAGGCCAGGGACAAGGCAGAGGCGGAGAAGUGGCGAUCCAUGUUCACGGUGGAGGAAACAGGGCAGGAGGCUUUGACCCAGGAGCAGGGCGAGUCUCUGGAGGGUCAGAUCAUAGAAUACAUCCAGACGCGGAAGACGGUGGAGCUUGACGCGCUAGCGGCCGAGUUUGGGCUGAAGGUCGCGGACGUCAUCAAGAAGGUCCAGGGCCUGGAAGCCGAGCAGAAGCUGACCGGCAUCAUGGACGACCGGGGCAAGUUCAUCUACAUCUCGCGGGGGGAGCUGGAGGCCGUGGCCGAAGCCAUCACCUCUCGGGGACGAAUAGCCAUUGCUGAGCUGGCGCAGCUGUCCACACGGCUCAUAGACCUGAACCCCCGCGUGGUGGAGGGUGAAGUCUCGCUGGACGACGUCGGGCUGGAUGGCGCAGAGGAGGCCGUGGCGGCGUGA